GAUGGAAGUACAUGCGCAUGAUGCAUGCAUACUAACCGAAGUUUACAUGGUUUAGCGCAUGUGCCAGGUGAUCGAAACUUCAAUGGCAGUACCAGGCCUCUAAAAAGUUGGGUAAAUAGAACUUUGCUGUGGAUAUUUUGGCUCUUAAUUCAACCAGCUGAAGCACCAACCAUACAGAUAACCGGUAGAGCUUCAGGCUACAGAAAACCCAAUACCACUUCCAACCAGAGGAAAAAAGCAGGUCCUAAACCAGACUUGACAGAGGAACAAAAGCAGGAGAUCAGAGAGGCCUUUGACUUGUUUGAUACAGAUGGGUCGGGCACAAUUGACGUGAAGGAACUCAAGGUUGCCAUGCGUGCCCUUGGCUUUGAACCAAAGAAAGAAGAGAUCAAGAAGAUGAUUGCAGACAUUGACAGGGAGGGCUCUGGGACCAUUGAUUUUAAUGACUUUCUCUGUAUGAUGACACAGAAAAUGAGUGAAAAAGACUCAAAAGAAGAAAUUCUGAAGGCUUUCCGCUUAUUUGAUGAUGACGGCACGGGCAAAAUCUCCUUCAAAAAUCUCAAGAGAGUUGCCAAGGAGCUAGGCGAAAGCCUGACAGAUGAGGAAUUGCAGGAAAUGAUUGACGAAGCAGACCGAGAUGGAGAUGGCGAGAUCAACGAGCAGGAGUUUCUAAGGAUAAUGAAAAAGACAAGUCUCUAUUGAAUGUCUUGUGUUUUCCAACAUUUAUUUUUUCCACUGCUGGAACUUAUGUCUUUGAUUCUUUUAAUGGUACUUUAUGAUAUAGUGGCUUUUUUCAUAUGCGUUGUAAAUUAUUAUAACAGCUCUAUACACCGAUUGUAUGAUAUUUGAAAAAAAAUAAAACAUAUUUAAUCAUU
This is a messenger RNA of Oncorhynchus tshawytscha (Chinook salmon), 875 nucleotides long. Its product is annotated as caltractin. Gene Ontology annotation, biological process: centriole replication; nucleotide-excision repair; mitotic cell cycle. NCBI's taxonomy places the organism in Eukaryota, Metazoa, Chordata, Actinopteri, Salmoniformes, Salmonidae. Gene Ontology annotation, cellular component: centriole; centrosome. The coding region runs from base 25 to 702 and encodes 225 amino acids. Gene Ontology annotation, molecular function: calcium ion binding. The record is from RefSeq and is a predicted model, not a curated record. The transcript is spliced from 5 exons.